Oncorhynchus mykiss (rainbow trout) is the source of this 2698-nucleotide messenger RNA. The record is from RefSeq and is a predicted model, not a curated record. NCBI's taxonomy places the organism in Eukaryota, Metazoa, Chordata, Actinopteri, Salmoniformes, Salmonidae.
UAUGUCUGGAAAUUGCUCGUAUUCACAGACCUAGGAUCAGAGUAUCCACCCCGAAUUCCAACCUUAACCAGGAGGGAAUAAACACUCAACUGACCUUAGAUCAGCGUCUGGGGGAAAUGAUUCCUUUCUCGGUAUGACAUCAUCCACUCAUUGUUUGUGGAGCUGUCAGUUCCAUCACCGACCUAGUACUGUAACGUUAACUGCUGGAGCGCCAUACAAAUUGGAUUUAAUUUAAAGCAUUAUAUCAACUGGCUAGGUUGGCAUCGAGCACAUACUCUAAAAAGAAGAUGGAGCAGGACACCGAUGACGUUGACUCCCGGGACACCGAUGACGUUGACUGCCAACACAUGACGUUGACUCCCGGGACACCGAUGACGUUGACUGCCAAUACAGCAUGGCAGAUAAACAGGAUAAGAGUGAGCUGAAGGCAGAGCUGGAGAGGAAGAAACAACGCCUGGCCCAAAUCAGAGAGGAAAAGAAGAGAAAGGAGGAGGAGAAGAACAAGAAGAAGGAUGGGUCUGACUCUAAGCGGGGAGGGGAGGGGGGUGCAGCUGGGGCACCAGACUCGUCUGACCUGGAGAAGAAGAGGAGAGAGGCUGAAGCUCUACUGCAGAGCAUGGGGAUCGCCCCUGAUAUAACCAAUGCCCAGCCUCUGAGAGUAAUAACAGAGGAUACGUGUUUGUUUCACUAUCUAGUCCCCGCCCCUAUGUCUCCCUCAGCCAAAUCAAUGUGCAGCGAGACAGGAAGCCAGGACUCUGGAGAUGGAAACUCUAGGACGUUACACUGGGAUCCUGACCCCUCUACUCUACAGCUGCACUCUGACUCCGACCUACUGGGGCGUAGUUUGAGGCUUGGCAUGGCAAAGGUGACCCAGGUGGAUUUCCCACCCAAACAGUCUGUGUCCUACUCCAAGGAGACACAGACCCCCACCUGUACACAAACACACACACAGGCCAAACCAGCGGAGGAGGAAGAGGAGGAGGAGAUGGCUGAGCCCAAGCCAGCAGAGGAGUCCAAGGAGGAGAAAGCUGAUCAGGAGGAGAAGCAGGAAGAAGUCACUCCCAAAGAUCUGACUGAAGAGGAGAAGAUGCAGCUUCUCCACUCGGAGGAAUUCAUGGCGUUCUUCGAUCGAGGGAGCAGGAUUGUGGAGCGGGCUCUGUCUGAACGAGUAGACGUCUGCUUUGACUACAGCGGCCGAGACCUGGAAGACAAGGAGGGUGAGAUGCAGGCGGGGGCUAAGAUGUCUCUGAACAGGGCGUUCUCUGACGAACGUUGGUCCAAGAACAGGGUGGUCACCUGUCUGGACUGGUCUCCUCAGUACCCUGAGCUGCUGGUGGCUUCCUACAACAACAACGAGGAGGCUCCUCAUGAGCCUGACGGAGUGGCUUUGGUCUGGAACAUGAAGUUCAAGAAGACAACACCUGAAUACACCUUCCACUGCCAGUCUGCAGUGAUGUCAGCAGCGUUCGCCAGGUUCCAUCCUAACCUGGUCGUGGGUGGGACUUACUCAGGCCAGAUCGUCCUAUGGGACAACAGGAGCAACAAGAGAACACCUGUACAGAGAACUCCUCUUUCUGCAUCUGCUCACACGCACCCAGUGUACUGUGUGAACGUGGUGGGGACUCAGAAUGCUCACAACCUCAUCAGCAUCUCGACUGAUGGAAAGAUGUGCUCCUGGAGCCUGGACAUGCUGUCUCAACCACAGGACAGUCUGGAGCUGGUGUUUAAGCAGUCUAAGGCAGUAGCAGUGACCUCCAUGGCUUUUCCGCUGGGUGAUGUGAACAACUUUGUGGUCGGGAGUGAAGAUGGAUCAGUCUACACUGCCUGCCGCCACGGGAGUAAAGCAGGUAUCAGUGAUGUAUUUGAGGGACAUCAUGGUCCGGUCACUGGGUUGAGCUGUCACAGUGCUGGGGGUCCUGUGGAUUUCUCCCAUCUGUUCAUCUCUGCCUCCUUCGACUGGACCGUCAAGCUGUGGACCACCAAGAGUACCCGUCCUCUGUAUUCAUUUGAGGACAGCUGUGACUAUGUGUAUGAUGUCAUGUGGUCUCCCACACACCCCGCCCUCUUCGCCUGUGUAGACGGAUCAGGACGCCUGGACCUGUGGAACCUCAACAACGACACAGAGGUGCCCAGUGCAAGUGUGUGUGUGAAUGGGUCUCCUGCUCUGAACCGUGUGCGGUGGGCUCACUCAGGGAGAGAGAUCGCUACAGGAGACUCAGACGGACAGGUGCUGGUGUAUGACGUAGGGGAGCAAAUCUGUGUGCCCAAGGCAGAUGAAUGGACCCGUUUGGUACACACGCUGGUGGAGAUCAACGAGAACCGUGAUGAAGGAGAGGAGCUGGCCGCGCAGCGCCUAGUCGCCUGAUCACCAUGGGAACCACUCCCCUCCUGCACUUGCUUCCAAAUCCUCCCUCCAGUUGGAACAGGAGUGAUGUUUAUCCUCUCAGGUUCUAGAACAUUUGCGUGUUCUGUCCACAGCUCUUCCCUAAAUAUGCAAAACUUUCUACCUUUUUACUACUUUGCAGCUCUUGUGUGUAUUCCCUAAAGGCUGACCAUGUGGGUUUAAUGGUGAAGACAAAGAAAUAGGAUGACCCAUUCCAACCUUUAUAGACUAGGGCAGCAAUGUCCUUAGAUUUUAUUUAUCCAUGCUCUUAUUUAUCAUAUGCGGUUGCACAUAUUUUAAACAUUAAACAUUACA